Molecule: messenger RNA, 6255 nt
Organism: Schistocerca americana (American grasshopper)
Lineage: Eukaryota; Metazoa; Arthropoda; Insecta; Orthoptera; Acrididae
Exons: 17
Coding region: 57-4781 (1574 amino acids)
Biological process (GO): microtubule anchoring
Cellular component (GO): centrosome
Molecular function (GO): microtubule binding
Source: RefSeq, a predicted model, not a curated record
CAGAGAAAAAUGUACUGAACAACUCUGAAAAUAAUUCUUUUGGAGAAAAUAGAGAGAUGCAAAAUGUAAAGUAUUCAUACGACUCUUCCUUCACUUCUGUGAGUGAGGACAUUUCAGGCCAAACAAAUAGUACAAAAAGCAAACAUUCAAAACUCAAUUCACUAAGUGAAAGCACUGUUACGAAAAUAUUAGAUGCAGCUCUUAAAAAAGGACAAAUUUCCAUAGCAGCUUAUUGUAAGUAUGCGAAGUUGAUCCAGGAAGAAGCAAUGCGUGCACAUGAGCAGGACAUUCUUCUGGACACAACAGAGCAGGCACUCCUUGAUCGAUUCAAGACUGACAUGAUGUCACUUGAAACAAACAAAAGACAGUUGAAGCAGUGUGGCAAAGAAAACCUCGUCCCAUCUGUUAAAAAAAAGCAGCGAGCCCUUGUUCUGAAACUCGAGCAUGACAGAGAAGAGAUAAAAAGGUUGCGAAAUAUGUACAUGGAAGCAUCCAAGGAAUGGAGAAAUCUGCUCUUGCAACACCUAAAUCUUGCCAAAUGUAAUGUGACAGACAACAAAACCUUGGGAACAACGCUACAAGAAAGAGCACUGACAGCAGCAACAAGCAUCAGCACAGAGCCAGGAAACCCCAUGAACUCAGAAACAAAGAAAUCUGUUGUUCCCAGUACUUCACCUGUGCAGACAGAAGUCUCUUCAAGCAUACAAACAGAAUUGUCACAACAUUCAGCUCAGAGUACAAGAUCAGUGGGUUCAGGUUCCUGGAGUUCCAACCAAAAGAAAGAAAAUUCUCCAGUUCAAAGCAGUGUAGAUGUUUGUACAGAUUUAACAAAAACUGAAACAGCUGCUCAGACAAAUUCAGCUGAAAGUAGACACAGUCUUCUUCCAAGCAAGAGAUUAUGGUCUCAUGAUGAAAUAUCCAACUGGGAACAAUCACCAGGUGAAGAUAAAACGAGAGUAAGGCCAUUCAGAUAUCACAGAGAUCACAGUAUUUCCCCAAUGAGAGUGCUGAAAACUGAGAAGCAGAACAUAAAUCUGAGUGGAAGUGCCGAUUUUCUCCACAUGGAAAAUAAUUCUGCAACCACUUGCUUUGAUAGAGACUUUAUUUCAGUGAAAAACAGUUCUUCUGCGAGGGCAGUGCCAGUCAAAGGAAGCAACAACAAAAACAGUUCUGCUUCUCAGGAAACUGCAGAAACAGUUUCUUCUGCAGAGGUACUGUGCAAGGGCAGUGAUGCCAGUAUUCGGAUGUCUGUAUCUCCACAAAGUGGGAUGAGGAGGCAGUCAAGUGGCUCUGAUGAAUCCGUUAUGUUAUCACAAGGUGACACACCAUCAGAGCAAAGCGAUCUGGAGGGCCGAGUUUGUGCUUUAAGAGAGCAGCUAAGAAGACGUGAACUGGAAGCUGAGCAAUUAAAGAAACUGCAGAGGAAGAAAGCUCGUAGGGAGGAACUGAAAGCUACGGAGCAGUCUUUACUGAAACAGAUACAGGCGCUUGAUUCAUACAUCAAUCGAAUAAAAGAACAACUGAAGCAAAAUUUCAACACAUCCCCCUUACUUGCUGUCAAACCUAAGAUAAAACAGCCCCGUGUCCAGACUGAACAAAUCUCCAAGCAUAUUUUGGGUAGAACUAAGGAAAAGUCAGAACCAUGUAAACAGACUGAACGAAAAUCCAACCAGGUGUUGGACAAAGUUGAAUAUGAAUCCCCACUAGAUGAUAGUUCUCAAAAGUCAAUAUCAAAUGGCCUAAGCACUGAGAUUCCAACUGUGAUUUCAGAACAGACAGCUAACUCUGUAAAAUUUCUGCCAGAAGACACUAAUAGCAUCACAUUCAGGGAAGCACACACUUCUGAAGAUGAUAACCAUCAGGAUGAUAUUGUUUCUGUCUCAGGCUCUUAUGAGAGGACAGAGGGUCCUGACUCCACUGAAGAUUAUAUAUCUCAAGAGAAAAAUAGCUACUCCAAGAACAAGAAUGCCAUCAUAAAGACAUCUUCCAUGAAGGAAAUCAGUUCCUUAAGCUCAGAACAGCAAUGUUCAGGUUAUGUAAAACACACAAAAAGUGAGCAGUCUUUUUCAGCAAGAGCCUUGAAUGAUGGAGUGUCCAUAAUUCCUACCAUGCUUGCCUCAGGCGAUGAUUUUGUUGAAGAGGACAGAGAGAUUUCUGAAAUUUUGGUGAACAGCACUUUUGAUAUGAUUAAUGCAGAAGUUUCAUCAACACAGCAAUGUAAGGGUUCUAAAAAUGACUACACACAAGAGUCUUGUGCUUCCUCAUCCUUCAAGCCUCUUGAGAACUCAUCUGAAGCUAAGUCAAAUAACUUGUUCUCAGAGAGGUCAGACAGUUCUCUCAAUAAUGUUGUCCCCCACAGGACUGUCUCAAAAUCAUGUACAUCAGCUACUAUAAAUGAAGAAUUAUCUGAAAUUGAAGAGACAUCCGUGAGUAUGCAACAGAUAUCAGACACCACAGAAGUGCAGAAAGCUUCAUCAGCUGAUAGUAUACAACAUGAAAUUUCAGAAAAAUCGGACUUAGAAUCUGAGAAUGUAGUAAAUGUUACAGAUUUAGUGUAUGCACCACAAAAUGUAGGUGAUACAUUCUGUAUCCUUACAUCUGACAUAAAAGCAAUGAAUGCAUCACCUAGUAUUUUGGCAGCUGGAGAAGAAAAAGGAGAGGAUUCUACACAGGAACUGCUAUUAUCUACAGAAAGUCGGAAUCAACCAUCAGAGAAAGAACUAUCUGAGGAAUCUGUAUUGAAUGUCUAUUCACAUACCAAUCAGGGCAGAGAUGGGAUAGAGUUCUGCCACAGUGCAGAUGAUAGCAUCUGCACGGAGAGCCAUCCUGUGUCUGUGCAGUUGAGCUCAACAUUUGUUGUUGAGCAUGAGGAGCAUACACCAGAAGCCCAAACAGUAGAGCAGUCUAAAAUAACUGUUGGCUCUGAAAAGAAUGAUAGGAUGCAAAAACUAAAGCUUGUUGACAGCAUUACUGAAUCAAUAAUGCUGCAACUUCUGAAGGACUCAUUUGUAUCACCUGACAUUAAACUGAAAGAAUGCGGAGAAGUACCAGAUGGUAAUGCAUCAAGAGAAACAGUUUUAUCAUAUGCACAUAAAUUCAGUGAGACCACCAAGCCAGAGGUUGGUGUAAUAAGUGAAAUUCAAUGUGAUUCAAGAACUGUUAUCCUAGAUGAAGCUGAGAAGCAAGAGAAUCUUGCCAUUGAAAAAGAACCUCACACAAUAAAUGAUAUCUGCAUUGGCAAUACUACUUUCAUCAUUGAUGAGUCUAGUAAGUCUGAGAAAAAUACUUCAGUACUGGUGGAUGAGAUGCUAAAUCACUUCCUAGAAAAUGCUACCAGUGAUGUACUUACCAUAUACAAUGCAAAAAUAUCAAACUCUGACAGACUGUGUGUGCCUUCUGAAGAUUGUAAACAAAGCCCAUCUAUCGAAAUAUUGGAAUCACGCGAUAAUAGUGAUCUUAGUCCACUAGAUCGUGAUUCUAUUUGCAAGCCCUCAGAAAUUAUAAAUGUCACAUUGCAAAAUAAUAAUACCCAUCUCUCAGUUGAUGAUAUGAUAAAUAAUGAUGUAGUGAAAGACUCAUUUCACAACUCGAAAAAAAUUAAUGUUAUAGAAAAUGAAAUGCAAGAUAUGAUAUCAUUUACUUCCCCUGAUAGUAGAAAAGUUCAAGAACUUUCUGUGGAAGAUGUAUUGAAGCCUUUUUCGGAACAUUCUACUUGUGAGAAAUUGAUGACAAGAACUGAUCGCGAACAACCACAUGAAAACAGAAGUGAUGAUGUCUCUUCAGGAAGCCUCAUUACAGAUGAAGGCGACAGUCUACUGCACCAUGGACUUACAACAGCAGAUGAAGUGGUGAUGUCUGAGGAACAUCUGGCAAAUGGCUGUAAGUCAAAAGUUGGUACCCAAAAUGGAAAUAAGUUGAAGGACAUCAGUCAUCUCCAAAAGGUGGAGGUAAGGGGCAAACAGACACUCAACAAUGAGACCUUUCCUCCAGGCUGGUUUGAUGAAGACUUGGAUCUCAGCAACAGCUGGCGUGAAGCUGAGCAAUUACGUUUGCAACAGCUUCACAUUGAGCAAGAGAUACGACGGUUGGAAGAACAGCAGCAUCAGCAACAAGCACUGGUUCUGGUCCGUGAAAUUCCAGACAAGCCUCCACCACCGUACACACCACGUGGUACCACACUGCUGUCAUCUUCAGUGCUUUGUCCGCCACCAGCAAUUGGUGCUUCAGCACCCCGUCACCGUCUUAUAGAACUCGUGGCUGAGGCAACUCCACUGCUCAUUUCCACUGGUACACUGCCCGUGCUGCCUCCGGAAGACUUUUGUACCGGCUACAAUCCUUCCAUCCGCAAGUUCAUCUUUGACCUCAGUAGCAGUCUUGUCAAUGAGGCUGUCAGUGUCCCGUGUACAGAUGAUGAGUAUGGUGAAGAGACUCCUCGACAACAGAUGACAGUGAAGCGAAGUCAGGAAGCAGUGCGAGCACACGUGACACGGAGGGCAACAGCCCUUCUAGAUGGUAGUGCUGGUGCAGGAUCAGGCUCUGCUGGCAAACUCAGGCGCUUGGCUGUAGGACCACGAUGGCGACGACGUGACCAUGUUGAUGAGUUGCUUGUGCGUGAGGCACGUGACGAAGAACCUGGUUGGAUUGACUACCGGCGUGAUGAAGCACAGCUGCGCAAUGAAACAGCAUGUGCACUGCUGCAUGAUUUGCUCGAUGAUACUGUGACUGCUAUUACAACGGCCAUUACAAGACGCAUGGCUCCCAAGACAAAAGGUGUGAUGUGAUUAUGUCAUUGUCUUACGUGGGACUUCUGCCACUAACUUGCAGCAGAUAUUCUCCAAAGUUCCAGCACAUUGAAAAGUGAAGACCAUAAAGAUACUGGAACCUUUUCUUUCUCCAGGAACAUGACUUCAGUGUGCUCUAAUUUGAUGGUAUAGUUUAAAAAUGUUUUAUGGCACAUUCACAGUUUGUCAUUUAUUGUGUAAGGCAGUUGCUCAGCAUACCCGUCCACUCUCUUUGAAUUCCACGAAGCAAGCUUUAAGACACAGCUAAUUCCACAAUACUCAGGUGCACAUGUGAGACUGAUUUUAUUUUUUUACCUAAUUUAUCAAGACAUUUUAAUAAAUUCUCAGAUUAUUUAGUAAAAUUUUGGUGUUGAACUGGACAGCUUUAAGUUUAUAGGAAUAAACAGAGUGAAAUUUGUACUUAAAUGCAGGAAAAGCAACUGCAACUCCAGUGUCAGUAUAAACUUGUGUGUGUGUGUGUGUGUGUGUGUGUGUGUGUGUGUGUGUGUGCGCGCGCGCUUGCACUUGCGUGCACAUGUUUUUCCAUAUUUUUAUUAAGUAACUGUUGGUGCCUCGGAGUGCAAUUAGUAGCUGUUUUAUUCGUCUUUAUUUAUUUAAAUAUCUGAUUUGAACUUGUUAAUUGAUGACAGUUAUUUUAAUUAUUCAUUUUGUUAAUGAAAUUAUUCUUCACUCAGACUACUCCAAGGAACAAAUUAAACUGAGUUUUAUUUAAUUCUGUGGGGUUAUAUUGUAUACAGUAAAUGUGUAAUAUAGGACACGAUUACAAAGUCUAACAUCAUUGAUUAUAAAGAACAGAGACAUAAACAUCAUUUUAACUAAAAAGAAGUCUUUCAAGAAUAGAAAGCUCCACAGGAAUCUGAAGUGAAUAAAAACUUCAUAUCAUUAUGACUAGUAAUAAAUAGUUAUGAUUUAACCAAUGAGAAAAAGAAAAAAAAGCAUAUACACACUUUUUGUUGUUAGUUGUAUAUGAGAUCUCUUACUUUGUGAAAUUUUUGUUUACUUAUGCUUCUGAAUGAACCUUCUGUGCCCCCACUUUCUCAACUCUGGUUCCUUUCUAUUUUUCUUACUUGACAUUUUUCAUUUGAAAUUUCUAGGUGGAUGUUGCAUGUUCUUGACAUCGGUCUGACAGUAAUUGUGUGUUUAGCUUAGAUAAUGUAAUUUGUCUUACCUAUGUUUUGCAAAGAGUGUUAAGCAAUAUAUUUGCCAUAACUCUGUCUUUAUUUAUAUUAUCUGUUGUCAGACAACUGUAGUUUCCAUUUUUGACAAUGCUGAUAACAUUUGUUAAACAAUAAUUGACGCAACCACAGACAUUAUCUAAAAUUAAAUUGUAUUUCAGAUAGUAAAUGAUGAAACAUUAUGUAUCAUACCAAACUAUGAUUAUAGAUAUAUAUUUUCAUAGUAAUGUUUAUUCCAGAAAAGUGUAAGCAGUUGUAAUAAUCUUUGUAAAAUACAA